Blepharisma stoltei is the source of this 6052-nucleotide messenger RNA. The record is from the annotation of a GenBank genome assembly. NCBI's taxonomy places the organism in Eukaryota, Ciliophora, Heterotrichea, Heterotrichida, Blepharismidae.
AUGCUUAAUUACAGUGAAGCUUAAGUUAAUUAUUAGAAAAAGCUUAGCAGGGAAUGUCUCUCAAUAUUUUAUGUCCGUAAUUGGCUUUUAGUUGGAAAUAUAUAUAUAGUAAUUGUUUUUUAGAAAAAAAUUCAGUGAAACCAUUGUUAAAGAUUUUCCCGAAAAUUGGGACGCGGUGGAUAUAAAAGAUUUCCUAACACCUUAUGGGGAUGUUAUUAGGGUCAAAAUGAACGGGACAAAUGCUGCAUUUGUGACCUUUGAUGAGAGAGGCUUGAAUCGUGAUAUCUUCAGUAAUGGGAUAAUGUGGGAAAAUAGAGUGAUUGAUAUUCAAGAAAUCCGAGGCAAUUUUAGGCUAAGAGAGUCUAUCCCUCACUGCUAUAGCACUAAACUUAACUCAGGGAUCCCUAAUUUCCACUCUGAAAAUACACAAUACUCUAUUGCCAAAUACAAAGGAUUGGUAGUUUGUAAAAUUUACCCAUCAAAAGAAAAACUUGAGAUUUUGUGUGAGACUAACAAAAUGAACUUUAAGCUGACUAUAAGCUUAGAAUGAAUUUUAUACUGGGCUUAUGAAGACAAAGGUAAUAAAUACAAAAUCUUUUUGCAAUUUAAUAAACCACCAAUGUUUUACUGGCAAGCUUCUCAAAGAAAAAGAAAAGAGCUGUGAACAAUAGACCAUGCAGGAAAAGGAUGGUGGAGGACAGGAAAUUUUUUCAAAGGUUUUAAUGAUUUUUUGAUUUUUGAGUCCAAAAAAAUAGGGUGAGGUUAAUUAAAGUACACUGUACUUUUUUAAACCCCCUCCGAAAACCUACAAAAAUGACUAUGUACUUUAAAAAAUGGUCAUUUAGUGUGAAAAAAGUACAAACGGUACUUUUCGAUUUUUUAAAAACAGGGGGGUGAAAAAAGUAAACGGUGAAAAAAAACCAGCCAAAACAGAGGAAAAAAGUACAUAUAAAAAUCAAUAUUCUAUCAAGACUAAGUAAAUUUAAGCAAAGAAAGGCCAAGGUUAAAUUGCAUAAUAAGCAGCUUGUAUUGCAUUAUAAUAAAUACUAAACAAUAUUGCUGGAAAGAAUGCAAGAGCUGCAUGAUAAACAAUAAAAAAUAUUUGGCUCUCAAAAUAAGAGGAAAAAAGUACGCUGCAAAAUAUAAAAUGAUUAAAGUGACGUAGAAUAAUCUAAUAUAAAAGACUAAUAAUAAGCACAGGAAAUUCCCUUAGAAAGUUCAACUUAAUUUGUUAAAUAAAAGACCAAAAGUUACAAAGAAAUAUAAGAAAAGUGAUUAUGGAGAAAAUUUUAAAAAAAUGGAUGAAAAAAGUACAUUUUUUUUCAUAUGCAAAAAAAGAGUGAAAAAAGUACUCAUAAAAUUUUUAACAGUGCAAAUUUUGGAUGAAAAAAGUACAAAGGGAAAAAAAAAACAGAGGAAAAAAAGUACAUUGACUUUUUAUAUGAAAAUACUAAUUUUUUAAAAUAUGUUUACCUUAAAAUGAGAAGAACGCAUCAAUUUAAUUUUGCUGAUAUAUUAAUUCUCACUCCACCCCCUUUAAAAUUGGAACAAAUAUAGGUAAAAUUUCCCCUUUUUUUGAUAAAUUAGCUCCUUCAAUUGGAACAAAAUUUAAUUUUAUAAUAAAAAAAUUAUAUAUUUAAUUUUAUAAUAAAAAAUUAUAUAUAAUUUUUUAUCUAAAAAAGUUUUGAUAUAAGUUAAAUGCUUCUUCUUAACUAAAAUAAAAAUUUAGUUAUGUCUUGCUCUUGUUUAAAGAAGAGAGUAUAAAGAGCAUCUUAUUUAAAUAAAAUUUAUUAUCCUUAAUUGCUAAAUUUUUUAUUUAAAUAGUUUUGAUAUAAAUUCAAUAGGAAUUCUUUAUAAAAUAUAAAAAUUUACUUAUUUCUUGCUUUAUUUUAAAAAGUAUAGAGUAUAAAUAGCAUCUUAUAUAAACAAAAUUAGCACUUUGAUCGAUAAAUUUUCUAAAAUUUUUUUUUUAUUAAUAAAAAUAAUAAUUUUUGUGUAAAUAAUUUUGAUGCCAAUUAAUAGUGGGCGUAUUAACUAAUAAUGCAAAUUUAGUUAUAUAUUGCUUUGUUUUAAAGGAAAAAGAGUAAAUAGUAUUUUAUUAAACAAAUUUAUUAAUCUAAUUCGAUAAAUUUUUGAAAUUUUAUUUUUAUAAAAAAUUUUAUAUUGAUAUUUUUUUUCUAGAUAGUUAAAAUAUGGCGUCUUCGUUUAGGUAUGGCCUCACGACAUACAGCCUUCGACUCAUAUUUUAAUUGUAUCCGGCAAGGUUUUUCCAGCUUGAAAUGGACAGCAAUGCUAGCAACUAAUUCUGCAGGAGCGUAGAACCUAGCCCAAGUCCAAAUUCGAGACUGGUUUUUUACCUCUAAGGAAAGGAGGGUUAGAUUUGGAAAGGGCAAGCCCAUCAGAGUCUACAGAUAAUAGCUAGACAAUUGGGCAACUGCCUAGCGUGAGACUGGGCGUUACGUUCCAGGAUCUGGACUUUACCCUUUUGCCGACAGGCUACCAGAAAUUCCAUUUUUUGGAAUUUCGGAAUGCCAACUUGUAUUCCCUCAGCCUCAGGAAGCCUCACAAACCCGUAGUCUGCCCACUCAACACUGGAGUCUUUUACAAGAGACAAGGAGGAGGCAUCAGUACUCCCGCUUUAUGUGGGAGUGAUGUCGCAAAGCGGAUGAAUCCCACAAGGGAUCAUUGUGAUUGCGUUAAAAUUAAAGGCACGAGCCCGUCUGUUUAAGUUAAGUUAAGUGAUAUUUUUUUCUAACAAAAAAAAAAUUUUUUGUUCCAAUUUAAAGGGGGUGGAGUGAGAAUUAAUAUAUCAGCAAAAUUAAAUUGAUGCGUUCUUCUCAUUUUAAGGUAAAACAUAUUUAAAAAAUUAGUAUUUUCAUAUAAAAAGUCAAUGUACUUUUUUCCUCUGUUUUUUUUUCCCUUUGUACUUUUUUCAUCCAAAAUUUUGCACUGUUAAAAAUUUUAUGAGUACUUUUUUCACUCUUUUUUUUUGCAUAUGAAAAAAAAAUGUACUUUUUUCAUCCAUUUUUUUAAAAUUUUCUCCAUAAUCACUUUUCUUAUAUUUCUUUGUAACUUUUGGUCUUUUAUUUAACAAAUUAAGUUGAACUUUCUAAGGGAAUUUCCUGUGCUUAUUAUUAGUCUUUUAUAUUAGAUUAUUCUACGUCACUUUAAUCAUUUUAUAUUUUGCAGCGUACUUUUUUUUCUCUUAUUUUGAGAGCCAAAUAUUUUUUUAUUGUUUAUCAUGCAGCUCUUGCAUUCUUUCCAGCAAUAUUGUUUAGUAUUUAUUAUAAUGCAAUACAAGCUGCUUAUUAUGCAAUUUAACCUUGGCCUUUCUUUGCUUAAAUUUACUUAGUCUUGAUAGAAUAUUGAUUUUUAUAUGUACUUUUUUCCUCUGUUUUUGGCUGGUUUUUUUCACCGUUUACUUUUUUCACCCCCCUGUUUUUAAAAAAUCGAAAAGUACCGUUUGUACUUUUUUCACACUAAACGACCAUUUUUAAAGUACAUAGUCAUUUUUGUAGGUUUUCGGAGGGGGUUUAAAAAAGUACAGUGUACUUUAAUUAACCUCACCCAAAAAAAUAGGAAUAAAACUAAAAGUGCUGAAAAGUGGAAGUUAUGAUUUUUUGAAAUUUUUAAGAGAAAAGGUAAAAUUUAAAGAAAAUGUCCCGAAAAGCAUAGACCUUCCAGAAGAUCUUGUUACCUUUAAAGACUUAGACAAGCUAGAAAUUUGUUAUCAAACUAAGUUCAUGCUUUAUUCAAUCAUAAGUUUAGGCUACAUAUCAGUAUUUGACUUGAAUAAAGAUUUUCUUAAAGAACUAAUAGGACAAAAUCAAGAACAAAUUUGUUCUGGCUUACAAUGGGUUAUCAGCAAUAACCGAGAUUUUCCAUUCGAAACAAUUCCUGAUUUUAUAACGGAAUUUUGAAAUUUGGUACAUAGUGGGUAUGAUUUUCCAAAAGACAAUUAUUUAAGAAUAAACAGAGUCAUAGUAACUCCUGCUACUUUUUAUGUCCUUAUAGGUGAGCCUGGAAACUCAAAUCGCGUCACUCGAAAUCCAGAAAUAAACAAAGAAAAUCUAUUAAGGAUUUCUUUUGCAGACGAAGAUCUAGACAAACUUUAUAUAAAUAAGUCAGAAGCUUUGGUAAAUAUUAUUAGGGAUAAUUUAUCACAAUUUCAUUUGGCUGGGAAAACUUUUUACUUACUUGGUUAUAGCAACUCACAGUUAAAAGAAACCUCAGCCUGGCUUUUAUCCCCACAAGGCCAAAUCACCCCAGAAUAUAUAAGAGACUGACUAGGCGAUUUCUCAAAAAUCAAAAUUCCAGGAAAAUACUCCGCAAGAGUCGGACAAAGCUUAGCCACAUCUCGGCAUAUGUUUAACCUCGACAAUUCCCAAAUUAAGCGUAUCCCUGACAUUGAGGUCGGAAAAUACAAUUUUAGUGACGGCAUAGGGAUGAUUUCAAAAGAUCUCGCUAACGAAAUUAAUAAAAAAACAGGCCAAUUCUCUUCAGCUUUUCAAUUUAGGCUUGGUGGCUAUAAAGGUGUUGUAGCGGUCGACGAUAGGUUGCCUGGAAGACAGCUGGCUUUAAGGAAAAGUCAAAAGAAAUUUAAAUCAGAUAAAACUGGUUUUGAUUUAUUAGACCAGUCUGAAUUUCGUUAUGGACAUUUAAAUAGGCAGCUUAUAUUGUUAUUAAACACGCUUGGGAUUCAGGAUGAUAUUUUUAAUGAUCUUUUGGAUGAAGCACUAAUUCAUCUUGAUAAAAACUGCAAAGAAUAUGUAAGGAAACUUAAUUAUAAAAGCAUUGCUAUACAAAGGCUGCAACAAGUUUUAGAUCACCCUUAUGAACCAAUUGUGGUUGAGAUGAGAAAUUUAUUAAAAUCUAGUGUCCUUCAAGAACUUAAAUUAAAGCAAAGAAUUUGGGUUGAAAACUCAGGACUACUUAUGGGAGUUUUAGAUGAAAAAAAAGUCCUUGAAUAUGGCCAAGUUUUUGUACAAAUUCAAGGUCUCGGAGUAAUUACAGGGCCAGUCAUAGUGGGUAAAAACCCUUGCUUACACCCAGGCGAUAUCCGAGUGUUAUAUGCAGUUGAAGCUCCUGAAUUAAUGCAUUUAUUCGAUGUCUUAGUUUUCCCACAAAAAGGUCCUCGUCCUCACACUAAUGAAUGCAGCGGUUCUGACCUAGAUGGAGACUUAUAUUUUGUUUCUUGGGAUAAUCGCUUAAUUCCUGAGCCUGUUGCACCAAUGGAGUAUGACACUGUAAAGCCAAAAACAAAAGAAGAAAUUUUUGGGCAAAAUACCCUUAUUAAAUUUUUCUUAAAAUACGCAAAAAACGAAAAACUCGGGCUUAUUGAUAACGCUCACGUUGCUAUUGCAGACCAAAGCCCAUUAAAUGCAAAUGAUGAUAAAUGUCUUGAAUUAUGCAAAUUGCAUGCAAUUGCUGUAGAUUUUUCGAAAAAUGGGAUAAAGGUGGAGAUCGAUAAGGAUUUAAUACCAAAAGAAUAUCCGACAUUUAUGGAAAGAAAAGGGAGAAGUUAUAAAUCAGAAAAAAUAAUUGGAAAAUUGUAUGGCUUUUAGUUUUAAUUGGUCAGGAAUAUAGAUUGAUUCUAAAUUUUUAUAGGAAAUUUAAGGCAAUUUGUUUAUAUGAAAGAAUCACUGAAAUUGUAGACGAAGAUAUCCCACAGUUUAAUAUUAAAUACAGCUAUGACAGAUAUGAAGCAUAUAUGCCACAAGCUGCAGAGCUUUUUAAUGGCUACAGAGUUGAGCUGAAUCUUUUGCUUAACCAAUUUGGGCUUGAACGAGAAAUUGAGCUAUUAAUAGGCCAGCCAGUGAAUAUUUCUAUAUACCAAAAAACUGGUAUUAAAGCUGAAGACAUGAGGGAAUCAGUCACACAGAUAGCAAACGAACUGAUAGAGAAAUAUAGGGAGAAAUUCAACGAAAAAGCUAGCUUCCAGUUGGCAGUCGCAUGCUAUCAUGUGUCUCAUACUUCAGAUCCUCCAUUGAGAGCAUUUCCAUGGAUUGUGUGCACUGAAUUUUUGUAUCCAAUUCUUUAUCAAGAUAAAUAA